AUGUAUGAAUCUGCAAGAAGUAUUAUGAGUUGGCUUGGUGAUUGUGCAAAGGUUAUAGUAGUGAAAAACAAUCCAGUACAAUGGACAACUCCUCUUGGGCUUCCUGUUGUUCAACCAUACCGCAAAUUAGGAAGACAUCUUAUUAAGACAUAUCUUCAAGUUUUGACACUACAACGAGAAACCGAUAAGGUAAUGGUGAAAAGACAAAGAACAGCCUUUCCUCCUCACUUUGUCCACUCUCUUGAUGGGUCCCACAUGGUGAUGACAGUCGUUGCUUGUAAAGAGGCUGGCUUAAGUUUUGCAGCUUACAGUCAUCUUCUUCACUCUGAUUGGGCUAAGCUAGAUAAAUUAUUAACCAAAUCUAAUUCAUUACGAUUGAAGCACAUUCUGUUAAAGCUUCAAAACGACUACGUCAUUUCCCUAAAAUUCUUCAAAUGGAUUGAGCUUCACAACCCUAGUUUACUCACCCUCGAAACAAAUUCCAUCAUCCUCCAUAUCCUCACCAAGAAUCGUAAAUUUGUGUCAGUUGAAUCCAUUUUAAAGAAGAUCAUCGUUUCUUGUUCUUGUGACGUAAACCUCCAUUCUAAGCUCUUCGAUGCUGUUCUUCACUCUUAUCGAAUGUGUGAUUCCACUCCUCGUGUUUUCGAUGCCUUUUUCAAAAUGUAUGCACAGAUGAAGCAGCUCAGGAAUGCAACAUAUACAUUUUGUCGUAUGAAGGAAUACGGAUUUCUUCCCACCAUUGAAUCAUGUAACAUGUAUAUGAGUUCACUGCUUAGUUUCAAUCGAGCAGACAUCGCGAUACCAUUUUACAACCAAAUGAGAAGAUCCAAGAUCACAAUCAAUGUGUUCACUCUCAACAUGGUGAUGAAUGCUUAUGUUCAAUUAGGGAAACUAGAGAAUGCAGUCCAAGUGUUCGAUGAAAUGCAAUGUAUGGGAAUGAACCCUUUUGUCUCCUCCUAUAAUACAUUGAUCACUGCAUACAUCAACCAAGGCCUUUUAACAACCGCAAUCAAGUUGAAACUUACAAUGGAGAAGAAUGGAAUCAGCCCAAAUGCCAUAACUUACAACACAAUAAUACAUGGAUUCUGUAAAGAAGGCAAACUACAUGAUGCUUUUAAAGUUUUCCAUGAAAUGAAAAGGUUAAAUGUGGAUCCUAAUACUGUAACUUACAACACAUUAAUCACUACAUGUUCCCAAUCAGGUAAAAUCGAAAAGGGUAAUCAGAUUUUGAAAAAAUGA
Molecule: messenger RNA, 1239 nt
Organism: Lactuca virosa
Lineage: Eukaryota; Viridiplantae; Streptophyta; Magnoliopsida; Asterales; Asteraceae
Source: the annotation of a GenBank genome assembly